AUGGCUAGCAGGAACCACACAGUUCUGACACAGUUCUUCUUUGUGGCUUUCUCCAACAUCCUAGAGCUCCGAGUUUCACUUUUUUUUCUGGUGCUGCUGUUGUACCUCAUCACCGUGGUGGGAAACAUCUUCAUCAUCACAAUCACGGUAGUGGACCCUGCCCUUCAGUCCCCCAUGUAUUUCUUCCUUCGGAACUUGUCCUUUCUGGAAAUCGGUUAUACCUCGGCUACUAUCCCCAAAAUGCUGGUGAACUUCCUCUCAGAGGACAAGAGUAUUUCCUUCCUGGGCUGUGCCACACAGAUGUAUUUCUUCUCCUUCUUGGGGAUCACAGAGUGUUGCCUGCUGGCUGCCAUGGCAUAUGACCAUUACAUGGCCAUAUGUCACCCUCUGCGCUACACAACCAUGAUGAGCAGAGGUGUGUGUCUCCAGCUCUCAACUGUGUCCUGGCUCAUCGGGGUGCUGGUGGCAGUUGGGCAGACAACUUUCAUGUUCACUCUGCCCUACUGUGGGCCUAAUAAGAUCAACCACUUCUUCUGCAACCUACCCCUGCUGCUGAAGCUGGCCUGCGCAGAUACUUACAGGAACGAAAUAGCUGUUUUCAUCAUCGCUGUCACCUUUGUCACGGUCCCCUUCCUGCUCAUCCUCAGUAUUCCGUCAUCCGUGGGCAGGAGCAAAACUUUCUCCACCUGCUCCUCCCACCUCAUUGUGGUGACCUUGUUUUUCGGGUCCAGCAUCGUGAUGUAUCUGAGACCCAAAUCCCGCUACUCACUUAACACUGACAAACUGCUUUCCCUGUUCUACUCAGUGGUGUCUCCAAUGCUGAACCCUUUGAUCUACAGCCUGAGGAAUAAGGAGGUAAAGGAAGCCCUGAGAAGGGUGAUGGCCAGAAAAAUAUUUAUUUGA
Molecule: messenger RNA, 903 nt
Organism: Terrapene triunguis (Three-toed box turtle)
Lineage: Eukaryota; Metazoa; Chordata; Testudines; Emydidae
Product: olfactory receptor 10A4-like
Exons: 1
Coding region: 1-903 (300 amino acids)
Biological process (GO): G protein-coupled receptor signaling pathway
Cellular component (GO): membrane
Molecular function (GO): G protein-coupled receptor activity; olfactory receptor activity
Source: RefSeq, a predicted model, not a curated record